Molecule: messenger RNA, 2478 nt
Organism: Mycotypha africana
Lineage: Eukaryota; Fungi; Mucoromycota; Mucoromycetes; Mucorales; Mycotyphaceae
Product: microtubule associated protein-domain-containing protein
Exons: 6
Coding region: 263-2446 (727 amino acids)
Biological process (GO): mitotic spindle midzone assembly; microtubule cytoskeleton organization
Cellular component (GO): spindle; mitotic spindle midzone; cytoplasm
Molecular function (GO): microtubule binding
Source: RefSeq, a predicted model, not a curated record
AAAGAAAAAAAAAAUCUUGUUGUUUGCACUUCUUGUACAUAUAAUAAAAACUUCCCCCUUUCUGUGAAGGAACCCGCUUCCUGAUACAAACAGCUUUUUUUUUUAUUUUCUGUGUAUGUGUGUAUGCGUGUUUGUAUCUCUUUUUCUUCCUUCCUUUCACUUCUUCAAGAACUCUGUCAUUCACUUUUUGCACAUUACCAACUAUAACAUUAAGCAUUUCAUUGCACGCAGAAAAAGUCCGCUUUUACAUUGAAUAAGAAACAUGGACAUACUUUAUUCACGCCUUUCAACAUUGUUACAGUUAUGGACAUCGCUUGAUGUUGAUGCAUUCACCAUGAACAAAAAACUUGACACUAUCAUUAAAGCCGUCGAGGAUUUGAUUCAUAGUGAAAGAAGAGAAAAGCAAUUACUAUCUGCUAAUAUCGAGGAUUUGAUGAGUAACAUCGAGUAUGCAUCAAUGUUAUUGGGAGUUUCUCUAGAGAGCGUUUUAAACUCUGCUGUCGCCGCGACUGAACCCACAUUCAUAAUACAACAGGAACAGCAAUUACAGUUAAACUCGCUCGCAAUCACAUCCAUGUAUACUGCUUUGAAUCCGACCUAUUCUGCAGAAAAGGUACUAUUCGAAUUAAACAGAAGGUUAAUCAAGGAAAUAAAUGUGAGAACUCAACAUUUACAUGAAUGGCUUUUGGCUAUUCAAUCUCUUUGUAAAGAAUUAGAUCAGCCUUUCAAAUUCAAAUUGAUCGAAGACUAUAUUCAGAGCGAUUUGUCUUGGGCCACAGUUCAAUCUGUUAGCUGCGAAUUACGCGAUUUAUCAGAAUUGAAAGCAACUCGCAUAUCUGACUUCAACAGGAUGAUGUGUUCGAUUCAGUAUUAUUGGCAAUUGCUCGAUUAUAACAUUGAUGUGAACAAUGACAGAAAUGAUUACAAAGAUAUUGCACAGUUAUUGGAUGGUUUUUUACCCGGUUGCAAAAAUAUAACGAUACCUAUCACAAAUGAAAAAGAGGAGAUCAGCACUAUAAAUGACUAUUACAAUCAUCCUUCGAAUCCCUUCACUACUUUAACAACAGAUCUUAUUACCAUGCUUGAGCAAAAGCACGACGAAAUUAAGGCUAUCUAUACUGAAAGACAUAAAAUAUUCGUUCAAUCGACAACUAAAAUAAAGACUGUAUGGAAUGAGUUAAACUUGCCUGUACUUGAGAGACCGUCUUUACCCAAUACACUUGCAACGAAAGAUAUGAUCUAUCUACAGAAAUUGACGGAUGAACUAGAGCCGCUUAUUCGAUCUACUUUCGACACUUACAUACAAAAGUUCAAGGGUCAGUUAACAUCCUUAUGGGAUGAUUGCCUCCUAUCUGAAAUUGAGAGAACUCAGUUUAUAGCAUCCCUUUAUCAACGAAGUAAGUUACGGAUCCGCACACAUGACUCCAAAGCAGAAAUAGAACAAUUGGUUAAUACACACAUAGCAUAUCUAAACAAAAUCCACAUCGAAGGCAAGCAGGUACAAAGAUUGAUGCAAGAACGCAAAGACCUUAUUCGAAAAAUGAUUGAUUUUGAAAAAACUGCUUCAGAUCCUCGCCGAUUAUUUCAAGCCUCCUUUCAAUUAUUGGAAGAGGAACGAUGGCGUAAUACUUGCUUACCUCGUCUCCUUCAUUUAGACGAAAAAUUAAUUCAAGCUAUUUUGGAGUAUGAAAAGUUGGCUGGCAAACCUAUUCUGUGCGCUGGUAGUAAUCAAAGAUAUUUGAAUACUUUGCUAGAUGAAAUUGCUGACAGGGAAGCCAAUCAAACAUUUUUUGGCUUUUUGAAUUCUGACCCUAUACCACAAGCACAACAUCAAGCAACAGUACAAGUUACACACAAACGUGGCAACAGCAAUAACAACAAAGGAAACAGUGCUGGUAAAGCAAGACCUGCAUCUGUAAGUAGCUUAAAUACUGUCGUGCAACAGCAAUUAUCACCACAUGCUGCAUUAUUAAAAAGCAGAGCUAAAUCUGCAAUUCUACAAUCAUCUUCGUCAACAACUGUCGCAGCAUCAUUGCACCCUUCUCAUUCUGUACCAUUAAACCACCAACAGAAUACUAAAAGGAGAUUGGGCUUGGCUCAAAAGAGGCAGCUAACAUUAACUCCACCUCAACCUCACCGACAGUCGACAACAACGUUCAUAACAAAGAAAGAACAGCGAACCACGAUAACCAAUAAAAAGAUAAAGACGGCUACACCAGCCUCUUCAACAACUAAAAGGACAUCUGAAGAAGAAGAGUAUAUCCGUCAUUCAAGAUUCGGUCUAACGCAAGCGACAACUGCUUCUAACAAACGAUAUGGUUAUCAAUAUCAUCCUUCUCUGUCUUCUGCUACGAGCAAAUCAGUUGCUACUGCGGCAACAACGACAGCUUCCCUUAUACCCGUUGCUGUUCCAAGAGUUCAAUUAACUACUGCCAAAUCAAUCUAAAUAUUUCUAUUCCUUUCUGUAUACCAAUUGCU